CAGAGUGAGUGAGAACGACGCAACGGAGCGAUGAGCGCGGUGAUUGACAGAUGAUAUAGCUAAAGGAUUGGGCCGAGACUUUUCUACAUAAAGAGGUGGGGAGAGAGCGAGAGAGAAUUAAGGAGGCACACCGUCCGGCCAAGCGGCAAGCAUAUGAUCAGACAUCCCUCUGCUGGCCAGGCUGCGUAAAAGUAACAGGAGAGAGAGAGGGAGAGAGAAAGAGGAAGAAGAAGAAGAUGGGUCGGGGGAAGGUGGAGAUGAAGCGGAUCGAGAACAAGAUCAGCCGGCAGGUGACGUUCGCCAAGCGCCGGAACGGGCUGCUCAAGAAGGCGUACGAGCUCUCGCUGCUCUGCGACGCCGAGGUCGCGCUCAUCAUCUUCUCCGGCCGCGGCCGCCUCUUCGAGUUCUCAAGCUCAUCCUGCAUGUACAAAACACUUGAGAGAUACCGCACCUGCAACUACAACUCACAGGAAGCAACACCUCCGGUGGAAAGUGAAAUUAAUUACCAGGAAUAUUUGAAACUGAAGACCAGAGUUGAAUUCCUUCAAAGUUCACAAAGAAAUAUUCUUGGUGAGGAUCUGGGUCCACUUAGCAUGAAGGAGCUUGAGCAGAUUGAGAACCAAAUAGACAUAUCCCUCAAGCAUAUCAGGUCAAGAAAGAAUCAAGUAUUGCUUGACCAGCUAUUUGACCUGAAAAACAAGGAGCAAGAAUUGCAGGAUCAAAACAAGGACCUAAGGAAGAAGUUGCAAGACACCAGCUGUGGAGAUAAUGCCCUCCACAUGUCCUGGCAAGAUGGAGGGCAGAGUAGCUCUAGCGGGCAUGGCAAUAUCGAGCCUUACCCGGCCGGACUGCUGCAACGCCCGGACAAUGAUUCUUCCAUGCAAAUUGGGCAUCACCCGGCCUACAUGGAUCAGCUGAACAACGAAGACAUGGCUUCUCAGGACCCAAACGGACACCACGGAACUUCAGGCUGGAUAUGAGUGGUUCAGAGACGAUUGGGUCAGAACAGGAUGCGUGUAUCGUUUCGUCCGUCAGUCUGGAGUCUUAUGAAUAACAGCGCGAUAGAUCCAUUUAUGUGGUCACUGGUCUAUAUAUUGAGACUGCUAGCUCUUGGCAUGCACUUCCCCAAACAAUAAAAACAGUCGUGAAUGAUUCAAGUCGAGCAAGUGAGUGUGUUGUAUGUCAUUGUCGGUCCACGGACAUUGCGUGGCCUGGCGUUGCGUACUGUAUCUAAUGUUAUCUGGAUAUAUUAUAUUCGUGUGUGCUGGAUGUGUGGUAAGCACUAUACGUUAAUCGAUCGAAAUACCUACGUAUGCUGAUUAAGCUGCGUGUACGCU
Molecule: messenger RNA, 1337 nt
Organism: Brachypodium distachyon (stiff brome)
Lineage: Eukaryota; Viridiplantae; Streptophyta; Magnoliopsida; Poales; Poaceae
Product: MADS-box transcription factor 1-like
Exons: 8
Coding region: 237-980 (247 amino acids)
Biological process (GO): positive regulation of transcription by RNA polymerase II
Cellular component (GO): nucleus
Molecular function (GO): RNA polymerase II cis-regulatory region sequence-specific DNA binding; DNA-binding transcription factor activity, RNA polymerase II-specific; protein dimerization activity
Source: RefSeq, a predicted model, not a curated record